AUGCAGUUAACCGAGUGUGUUUUAUUGAAUGAAAUUGAAAUGAGCGUGUUGAUGAUAUGUGGUAUUAAGGCUGGAGAUGCGCUGAAGAUUAAGGCAAUAUGUAAAGAUAUGCCGUGCCAAUCUGCAAAAACAAAACUGUCAAAAGAGAGCGUCAAAGAGGUAUAAACUAAAGAAACAAGUAAAAAGUAUGAAACGCGUUGCCGGAUUAAUAUUUCACUUCGCUUCGCGCGAAUAAAGGAAAAUGAGAUUAAUUAACUACGAUUCUAGGCCUAGCUUUGAACUAGAUUUUUGUAGCGUAAACGCACUUCAGCGAGUUCAGCCUGACCUAGGCUGAAAUCUGGGCCACCUAAAAUUAAAUACAUAAAAUAUUUCUUACUGGCGGUAUUUUUGGGGGGAUUUUAUUCAAUGUUAAUAUUUUGCAACAACAUUUUCCCAGGGAACAACCGGUAUCACUGCAGAUAUGGUACAGAAUACGGAAGAUGAUGAAGUCCCAAGAGAGGUCAUUAGUGAGGUAGGAUAGUGAAAGAUUUGGUUACCAAUAUCUUUGCAGUUGACUGUUGAAUAUGUUUUGUAUAUUGUUACUGCAAGUAUAUUGUUACUAAAAGUACAAAAGAUGCAACAGUGAAAAACAGCCUGAAGCCUAGACUUGCUACAAUUUCGAAAAAAAUAAGAAAACUUCGGAAACAGACUUUGAGAAAGUCUACCUUAACCCGUAAACUGACUUUCCACAACUUCCCAACUCUAUCCAUUAUAUAACACUGUAAGAUGAUUUAUUUUAAAAUUGUUCAAUUGCCCAUUCUUCCCAUUUAAGCCAAUUACAGGCGGACAAAUUUUCUGUGACAAGUUUUUAUGUGGCAAAUUUUAUUUGAGAAUGGUAUGUGUGUUCAGCAAAUUUUUUGCGGCAAUUUUUCUCUGUUGACCCACAGACUAGCAAAGUUUGCGUUUUGCCAAUUUUUUCUAUGACAAGUGCACUAGGCUAGCUUUUUGACAAGUAGAUUUGCCAUACAAAAAUGGGAAAGUUGCGGUUGCGCGGACAGUACCAGCAAGCAAAUAAGAUUUGCGGUAUAAAAACUUGCCAUAGAAAACUUGAUUGUCUGUAACUGGCUUUGGACCAUCAUGAAUGUUGUAUGCGCAUUUUCAUUGUCUUUGAUUUGAUUAUAGGAUGGAUUAAUUGAGUGCGCAAGUUUAAGAACUGAAGAAACACCUGGAAAAACAACUAUGCCGUCACCUUUUACGUACUGCGAAAAACAGAAUAGAAUGUUUUUCAAAGACUACAAACUUCUUGAAAAGGUACAAUAUUUGCCAUGUAGUUUCUAUGUGUUUAUUACGAAGGAGAAUGUUUAAUAUUCUUAGUUCUCAAGUUAAUACACUGUUUUGUACUAAAAGAACUGAACAGCCUGAUAGUCAAGACACAUUAUUUUAUAGUUAUUUGAGUAGUUGUCGAUAGUUUUCUUAUGCUAAUGCCCCUGUUCAUUUUUUUUUCCAGUUUUCUCCUGGUGUUACUUAUGCACUAGAGCAUAAUUGCUUGAACGAAAAACGAAGAAGUGAAUUUAUAAGAGAUAUAUGCACAGACAUAUCAUCAAAUGGUGUUAACUUCUUAAACAAGGAAGAAAGGAAUGUGGUGUCAUUAGCAAUUGUAACCAGAUAUCCUCAUCUUAAGGAUUCAAUUGGCAGUGGUUUGGUACGUAAAUGAUCAAUUAGUAGAAGUAAAAAUUUUCGUUACUAAUUGUUGUAAAAGACUGAAAAUUUAAGACUUAGUUUUGUUUUACUUCCUCUACCAGUCCUGUCCAACAAGUGAAUACUCAUAGCCGAUUUCACGCACGGGAAAGAAACCCUUGCGCUUAAUGGAAUGCCCGGACUAGCCGUAAUAUAUUAAUAUUUACAACAUAACUAGUUAAAGAUUGAUUACAGUUGGGUCUGUCCAGCUGGAAUCGAACAUAAUUAAAUUACAUGUAUUUUAAGGGAUCGUGGUCAGAAUCAAUCAAGAAUCGAUUCAAACACGUGCGGAAGUACGCAAACAAGAAAAGAAAACUAGCAGAAUCAGAAAAUGGAGAUCAAGCAUCAAGUGUGGUUAUGGUUACACCUCCCCAGAUAGGAAGACCAAAAAAAGCUGACUUUUGGAACGCAGUACCAAUAUGUGUUGGUGUUACGGAAAGUAUUCAAAAAGAACAUAUUGCAGAGCUUCAUAAGGAAUGGAAUAAAGUUCUAUCUAUCCAAGACAGUGAGAAGAUAAAGGAGCUGAUGAUUUCAACAUACGACAUACGGAGAAGAAAUAUAUUAACAACAACUAUACUGGUUCAUGAUAUCAUCUAUACAUAUCCUCCUCUGGCAACAGUUAAAGGGGUAUAUAUAUGAUUUAAGAAUUAGUACGGAAUAUGGCAUGAGUUGUGUUAAAAUGAAAUAUUUAAUUUUAUUAAAAUGAACUCCGAUUUUAGAUCCGUCAGGAAUACUGCAGAAUAAUGCAGGAUGAUACCGCCAUGAAAGACAUAAAGACGACCUUUAGUACCUAUCAAGGCGCUAUAGUAAAAUAUUGUGAAGAAUUGCAGAGGAAAAGCCCAUUCAUCAAGGAUGCAAUUAGGUGCCUUCAGGAAGGAAUCAAGGAGGAUAUGGAAAAUGCUAAAAGUAAGAAUACUGGAGUAUGUUCAAUGCUUAUAUAUAUACUCUCGUCUGAUGGUUUGUUUAGCUGCCUAAAAAGACAAAAAAUACUUCUCGACGUUUCGACCUAAGGGCCUUCGUCGACGAAGGCCCUUAGGUCGAAACGUCGAGAAGUAUUUUUUGUCUUUUUAGGCAGCUAAACAAACCAUCAGACGAGAAGAUAUUCGAAGAAGCUGCUACGCUGCUACCAAGCCAUCCUGGAACUGUUGCUUAUAUAUAUAGAUUAACCUUUAUGCCCAAUGCGCGUGGUCUGUUUAUGCGCUUUCUUUAUAGAUGCUUUUACUCUGCGUAAAUAUUUUAUAUCUGCGUAAAUAGUUUUACGCUGCGUAAAUAUAUUUUUACGCGUGUACCGUAACCAUAUAUUGAAUGGAAACAUUAAAAAAAUAAUCUUGCGUGAUGUUAUGUUAGACUGCAUGUGUGCACAUGACGGUAACGUUUCUUCAUCGUUUUCCAUUGUUUGAAACCCCUUAGGAACGUUGAAAGGUUUCAAACAAUGAAAAACGAUGAUGAAACGGCUUACGUUUUACAUUGCUGACAGCUUUCAUUUCCAUGCAUUCGUUUCUUCAAGCCUUAACUGUUAGUUACGUUUACUGAAAAAAAAUACAACGAAGUGUGUCAUGGCGUAUAGGUCCAAAUCCAACAAAUUUUCUGCUUGUACUUUUUAACGUAACAUUGGUCUAUAGGUCAGAAAUUGCGUUGCAAGUUGUAUGGGAAAUUGCCUGGUUAACUGAUAGAAAAGCCAGUCAAUAAUUCUAAGUAAACCGCGGCAAACUAUAUUUUCACGCACAUGUUUUAUUAACGAAAUGUAUACUCUUAUUGUUUAAAUUUUACAGCCCUUGAAAAUACCUGCGCUGUAAUGUUGCUGCUAAGAUUGCUUAGCAAAAAAAUGAGCAAAGAAGGCAGUGAUCUAAUGGAGAUUCUGUGUGUAAGUAUUAUAUGCAUCAAUUAAUGUAUCGAUUAUCGCAUAUAGAAAAUACGAAAAAGAGCUCAUAACAUAUCUCCUCAUUGCAGUAUUUAUUACUAUACCAUGUUCUUUGACAUUUAGGAAGACGACGACUUAGAAGCUGAAAUAAAAGCCACAGCGUACCCUAGAAUAAUUGGCGUUGGAGAAAACCUUCUCAAGCUUGACAAGGCAGUGAUAUGUAUAGAAGGGAAAGAACUUGUCGACGUGACUUCCCGUCCCAUGGACACGGUUUUAUUUUCUUUAUACGCCACGUAUUAUAUUUUUUCUAUCGCAUAUCCUGUUGAUCACAAGGAUCUAUUUCUUUUUAUAGAUUCGAUUAUUGUUGGCAUUCAACAGAAUGCAUGAAGCAGAAUUAGCUUGUUUAUAUAUGAGAUAUGUGGGACGUUUCCUGUACUCAAACGGGGAUCCCGUUCAUCGUCCUGUCCCGACAAACGUCCCGUUCCGCCUCCCAUAUAAACAACUCCUAAGCCUGCAUGUUUUUUUUAUAUAUCAAUUGUAAAAAAGAUAUAGUUUUUUUUUG
Paramuricea clavata is the source of this 4139-nucleotide messenger RNA. Lineage: Eukaryota; Metazoa; Cnidaria; Anthozoa; Malacalcyonacea; Plexauridae. The record is from the annotation of a GenBank genome assembly.